This is a messenger RNA of Ruditapes philippinarum (Manila clam), 2748 nucleotides long. RefSeq names its product beta-1,4-galactosyltransferase 4-like. The record is from RefSeq and is a predicted model, not a curated record. The transcript has 6 exons. Bases 915 to 2078 code for a protein of 387 amino acids. Lineage: Eukaryota; Metazoa; Mollusca; Bivalvia; Venerida; Veneridae. Gene Ontology annotation, biological process: glycosphingolipid biosynthetic process; carbohydrate metabolic process. Gene Ontology annotation, molecular function: N-acetyl-beta-glucosaminyl-derivative 4-beta-N-acetylgalactosaminyltransferase activity.
AUGUCAACAAUUAUAUUUAGAAUACCCUUAUCAAACUGGAAUAGCGUCAAUAUUAGAAUUGAUUAAACGUGUUAAAUAAAAACAAAUAAACAUGCACCAGAGGCUCGCAUAAAUAAUGUUAUUCAGUAAAUAAAGUAUUCAGUAGAGUUGAAUGGGAAAAGUGCAGUGCAUGUUCAGAUAUGUAUUUGAAAAGAUUUCGUUUUAUGUGUUACUAUAAGUGAUCUUAAAUAAAAUUUGAUAAAACAUUAUAUUGUGAAAAUUCAGCGCAAGAUAGAGAUGUAAAUAUAAAGUUAGUGAAUGGAAUAUGUUUAAUCUUACGUAAAUACCAGAUAACAGGCGAAAAUGCAUAUAUCGCUUGUCGUUGACUGUAAGAUAAAGGCUAUCAUCAAGGUCACUAUAUUAUAAAGAGUUUCAUAUAUUGUGGGCUUAAUCUGAGUGACCUAUAUAAUAUGACUGUAUGUUAAAAGAGGAAACCAUGGAUUAUUUAUCAAGUUUGCAUUCUAUUUACGCUAGAAUUUAAGGCUUUAUUUUAUUGCUUAAGAACGAUUGUGACAGUGUUCAUAUACCAUUACAAGGACAUAUAACACACUCAAACUUAGACAGGCCUUACUUCAGUGUAUUUUUCUGCUUUUUAUGUAGCUGACUUCCUUUUGAGUAAGCUCUAAGGUUUGCAUUUCUUCUUCUUUACCUAAAACUAUGCAAAUUUUCUUUUUAAAGGUUUUUUUGGAGAAAAUUUGAAGUCUGUAGAAAACGAUUACCGUUUUGUGGAAUCUCAUGGAAUUUUGUAUUGUAGCCGAAAAUAAAAUGAAAAACAUAAACAAAAAAAGUAGAAAAAAAUGUGGCAAACAAGUGAACAUGAAUUUAAACCAAUAUAUAAUGGACUGUUAAAUUAACUAAUCGAUUAUAAAAUCACAAUGAGAAGUCGAUUUAGAAAAAUACUCUUUGUUGUGUUGACCUGUGGGCUGACAAUACUUAUUUUGAAAUACAUGUAUAUGAUACACUUAGAUAAAAGGACAUUUAGAAAUAAUUUGUCAGACACUAAGUUGGACGAUAAAUGGAGACAUUUUACAACAGCGUCAAAAACUGUACAACGUCAAAUGAAAUGCACAAGACGAACUAAAGACAAAGCAAAACUUCUGAAUAUGACCUCACUCUUGGCAAGCAUGAAUCGUACUGAUGACCAGCUAGAUAAUCUAAAGCCUGGUGGACGAUAUACGCCAUUAACAUGUGAAGCAAGACACCGUGUAGCCAUCAUAGUCCCGUAUAGAGACAGAGAAACCCAUUUGAAAGUAUUUCUCAAGUACAUACACCCCUUUUUACAGCAGCAGCAACUUGAAUAUGGGAUCUUUGUCGUAGAACCGAUAGCCAGUGUAAAAUUUAACCGUGCUUUAUUGAUGAACAUUGGGUUCGUAGAAGUCAACAAACUGCAUUACUACGACUGUUUUAUUUUUCAUGACGUGGAUCUUUUACCGGAAAGUGACAUCACAAAUUAUACAUGCCAACAAAGUCCGUUACAUAUGUCAUCUGCUAUAGACACAAAAAAAUACAGAUUGCCUUACCGCACUUAUUUUGGUGGAGUGUGCGCAUUUAAAAAAGAACAUUUCGAGGCAAUAAAUGGUUUUUCAAACUUAUAUUUUGACUGGGGUGGUGAAGAUGACGAUCUUCAUGAAAGAAUCAAAUACAGCCACUUGAGAGUCACUCAUCUUUCACCAGAGAAUGGUCGAUAUAAAAUGUUAGGACACGAACAGGCAAAACAGAACCCAGAUAAGAUACUAUUGUUCAAGUCAAUGAAGCAGCGACAACAUUCUGAUGGACUGAAUAGUUUAAAAUACAAUGUGAUUCAUCAACAACUUAAACGCUUGUAUACAUUGAUUUUAGUCAACAUUAAUGAGACGCUAAUUCUAGAAAGUGAGCCAAUUCACAAACAAGCUUUAAGUCCGAAGGUUUUUGACGUAUCAAGGAGUUAUACUUUACGGAGAAAACCUAGUAAUUAUUCUAUGAGAAGAAAUUCUAUUAACUUUUUCAAAAAUAGGGAGCAACGAAAUCAUUCUAUUUACACUAGAAAACAAAAUAACUAGUAUCACUUUAUGUGGAGAUCCACCUAUCAUCACAUGAAAAUGUAAAAACUAAUAUGGUAAAAAUAAAACAAACCGGUUAUUUGGCGAGCUGAUAUACUUCGAAAUAACAGAGCCCCCAUAGCACGAUAGCCUAUCACGUGAUUUUUGCUAUCGCGGACACACCAAAAUGUGAAGGUUUAUUUUCAUAAGUUUCCAUAAGUUUCAUCAAAUUGUCACAACAGUUUUGUUGUUGCUGAUGUAAUAACGUAACCAAUAGAUCGUUGUGCGCACAACGUCAAGUAAGAAACUUGUCUCCUUUGUUCAAGUUUCAGCGCUAAAUCUGUCAAGAUUGACUGUAAUGGACAAUAAUUAAAUGACUACUGUAUACUGUUAGAAUUGUAACAGAGAUGUAGAUAAUCUAUGUCUCUGAUUGUAAUGAUAUGUCGAUUUUAUUGUAUUGUGAUCGAUCACAGACAAUUUAAGUACUGCAUUUUGUACUGUUUCAAGGUUUAAUUUGAAUUUAGUUGAAAAUUCCACGUUAUAUUACUUUAUUAUUAUCAUCAUUAUUAUUAAUUAUUUUUUUUAGAUAUGAUUAUUUUGCUAGUCAUAAUUAAUUCAGCGAAGGCUGGCAAAUGAUUGCCUGACUUUUGCGGACACAUUGCGAAAUAUGAAUAAACCAACUUGAACAUAC